AUGGCAUCGGAAUUUCCAGCUGGUCCUUCGCUCGUCAUCGGGGUAGAUGUUGGAGGAACAAAUACUGACGCCGUCUUAUUAGACACGAAAGAUACCGGAUCGAAGGCAGUAAUUGCAUGGAGCAAAUCCCCCACGGCGGCAAACGUCACCCUGGGCGUCAGGAGGGUGCUAGAGGACCUUCUCCGCAUGGCACCGCACAAUGAGAAGAAUAUUGCCGCAGUGACGAUUGGGACAACGCAUUUCCUCAAUGCAAUUCUUGAACACGAUGCAUCAAGGCUGGAGAAAGUUGCUAUUAUUCGUCUUGCGUCUUACAAUUUCUCCAGCCAGACUCCUUCGUUCAUCGACUGGCCUCCGGCACUAAAACGGAUAAUCAACGGCCAUGCGGCAAUUGUGCCUGGGGGCUGUAACAUUGAUGGGACACGCAUUACUGAUAUUGACACAGCGUCAAUUGCAGAACAGGCUCAGAUUAUUCGCUCUAAGAACCUGAGAAAUGUUGUCGUUGCCGGUAUCGGGUCUCCAAUGGAUACGAAAUAUAGACAAGAAGCGCAAGUUCGGGAAAUCCUCCAAACCAACCUAGGCGAAGAUGUCAAUAUUGUCUGCUCUCAUGAGAUUUCUGGGAGCGGGUUGUUGGCCCGGGAGAAUACGGCGAUUCUUAAUGCAUCUAUUAUUAACUUCGCACGGAGAACGAUCCGCGGGUUUAUGCAAGCUAUGUCGCAACUGGGACUUAGGUGUCCGUUAUACCUUACAGCUAACACCGGUCAUCUACUCUCUUUUACAGAGGCGGUUCAGUUCCCGAUUCGAAUUUUCUCAUCGGGAGCAACAAAUUCUAUCCGUGGUGCUGCGUACUUGGCAGGGCAAUCCUUGAAAGACAGCAGCGGAGCUGUGGUGGUUGAUGUGGGCGGCACAACAACGGAUGUGGGUUUCCUUCUACGGAAUGGUUACCCAAAGCUCGCCAGCUCACACACAGAAGUUGCCGGAAUCAAAGUCAAUCUUGAAGUUCUGCAAGUUGAGAGUAUUGGGCUUGGGGGAGGCUCAUUGGUACGCACCAGCCCGGACGGAGCAAAAGUGUUUGUGGGACCGGGCAGUGUCGGGCAUGAGAUCACUACCAAAGCGCUCUGUUUUGGAGGCACAAUACCAACAGCCACGGACGUUGCUGUUCUGUCUGGUGCAGCUAUUGGCACGACCAAACCUGUUCUCCCAGAAACGACAGUUGACAAGGCGAGAGCCUGUAUAAAGGCAAUGCUAGAAAACCUCAUCGACAGAGUGAAAACCUCAGCAGAUCCAUGCACCGUGAUCCUAGUUGGCGGAGGGGCGGUGUUAUGUCCGCAACGUUUAGCAGGGGUUAGUAAAACAGUCAUCCCUGAGUUCGCAGAGGUGGCGAAUGCAAUUGGUGCUGCUAUCGCUCAGAUAGGCGGCAGAGCUGAAAAGAUGACCGACAGUGCCUCUGUGGAGUUAGUUAAGGCUGAGGUGAAAGCUGCUGCUCUUGCCGACGCUGAAUCGCGGGGUGCUGACAUAUCCGGGGCUGUGGUUACCAAGGACGAGGUCGUGGGUGUCCCCUAUAUGGAAAAUGCAAAGCAGGUUCUGAUCGAGGUCGCCUGCCCAGCAAAUCAUGUACGAUUCUACUCCUCCUAUAAGAAGAGCAUGUCAGAGCUCCCGGCUACCGAAAAUGUGCCUGGAUAUGAGGAAACAAAAGCCAUCGACAACGACAUAGGGUCAGACGGUAUAGCAGAGCCAGCGAUUGACAUUUCCAAAUAUAGACCUACUAUUGACCCUUCUGGAAAAUGGCUCCUGUCUAAAAUUGAUGUUCAAUUCAUAUCCAUCGGAUGCUAUAUUCUCGGUUGCGGUGGCGGCGGCUCCCCAUAUUCGACAUAUCUCGAAGUCGUCAACCUAGUGGAGGAAGGAAGAACAAUAGCUAUAGUCGAAGCUUCAUCGCUUGAUCCGGAUGCGGUUCUCGUCCCCGUUGGUGCAGUUGGAUCCCCAGCUGUUGCGGAUGAGAGACCUGGUGGAGACCUGGUGCUGCAUGCCUUGCAAACAAUGGAAAAGGAGCUGGGGACGAAAUAUGACAGCAUUUUGGCUGUGGAGAUUGGAGGAAGCAAUGGGCUACAGCCGCUUAUAUGGGGCUCGUCGAAGUAUUACAAUCUACCUUGUGUCGAUGGCGAUCUGAUGGGAAGGGCAUACCCUAAUUUCGAGAAGAUGACAAGCUUCAUUGACUCAACGGAUAUAAACAAACUACUCCCCGUGGCGUUGUCCAGUGGCACAGGCAGGAAUGUAAUCAUCCCGCCUACUCAACCAGAUGUUCAGGCAGCAGAUUAUGCAAUACGGUCUACAUGUGUUGAAAUGGGUUCCGCCGCUGGUGCCACUGGAGUCCCCAUAAGCGGUUCAGACAUGCGCCGUUUCGGUAUCCUUAACACCCACUCCCUAGCAUGGCGACUUGGCCGCGCAGUCUCCCUGGCGAAACAGGGAGGCCAUCUGUUCUCGGUGGCAGAUGAGAUAAUCCGCGAGUUUGGCGGCGCGCCGAGUGCCAAGGUGAUAUUCCGCGGCAAGAUCAUCAGCGUUGAGCAUAGCUUGUCUGCCACUGCUCAUACGACUGGGAAAGUGGCUCUGCAGCAAUUGUCUGCUGAUGAGCUGGGGGUGGAUGGGGCGGGGUUGUCCAACGGGCCUGAGAGGGUAGUUGUUGAGUUUGUCAAUGAGAACCUGAGCGCGAGGGGAAUUUAUUACGACGGAUCUGAGGAGUACCUCGCCGUCGUUCCGGAUUUGAUCAUGCUCCUUGACAUGGAUACAGGCGAAGCAGUAGGAACUCCAGAGUAUAGGUAUGGCCUCAAGAUCAUUCUCAUGGUAGCCGCCCCGCACCCGCUCUGGACAACCGAACGAGGACUCGAGAUUGGAGGUCCGCCUGCCUUUGGGCUAAACAUCAAAUACAAACCUGACCUUCAAUACGUAAAGCCCAAAAGUGUAAUUGAAGAGUAUAGGCAUGUUAGAUGUGACGAGUUCAACUUAGCCUACACUACGGGUGCAUGA
This is a messenger RNA of Blastomyces dermatitidis ER-3, 3018 nucleotides long. RefSeq names its product hydantoinase. Gene Ontology annotation, cellular component: cytosol. Gene Ontology annotation, biological process: glutathione metabolic process. The coding region runs from base 1 to 3018 and encodes 1005 amino acids. The record is from RefSeq and is a predicted model, not a curated record. The transcript is spliced from 5 exons. NCBI's taxonomy places the organism in Eukaryota, Fungi, Ascomycota, Eurotiomycetes, Onygenales, Ajellomycetaceae. Gene Ontology annotation, molecular function: 5-oxoprolinase (ATP-hydrolyzing) activity.